This is a messenger RNA of Suillus bovinus, 1758 nucleotides long. RefSeq lists its product as uncharacterized. The transcript has 5 exons. The coding region runs from base 201 to 1451 and encodes 416 amino acids. The record is from RefSeq and is a predicted model, not a curated record. Lineage: Eukaryota; Fungi; Basidiomycota; Agaricomycetes; Boletales; Suillaceae.
GAUGCACGCUUCAUAAUUAGCAGAACUGAGUCAACUAGACAACGAUAUUUACAAGAUUGCGGUGCCGGACUGUGCAAUAAUGGUGACUCCUCCUGAAUCAGUCAGAAGAUGCGUAUACGUAUUCGCUGAAACUGGUACUGCUAUAAACACCAUUGACCGAGGCAUGAAAGAAAAUCAACACCCCACACCCCCAGAUCAGAAUGGAGUCUAUUCCCCCUUCGUAUACUCCUUCCCCACCUUCGCCGUCAUACUCUCCGUCCCCACCAUCACCGUCAUACUCGACAGAGCUUCUUCCAGGGGAACAAACAGUCGAGGGGACUCGACGCCUAUCUCUGCAAGCUCAGAAUACCGGAGUCUUUCGUAGGAUAACAGACAACAUCACACUUGUUUUGAGAGAUCAGCAGCCAGGGAGCAUAACACCCGUUUACGGCAGACAUGGGCUUGUUCGAGGUCACAUAUCUUUGCGAAGCACAGAAGGCCUCACCGAGGUUACUUUGAAGCUCGAGGGUCACCUUCGUCUUGAAACAUCAGGUGCAACCAUCACUACAUCGGUAGCAUUCGAUUCGUAUUCUUUGUGGAGUUCUUCGUCUGCCGAGCCUUGUCCUAUGACCCUCCCGUUUACAAUAUUCUUUCCUUCUACUUUCAUGGAUAAAUGCAAACCGCAGCCUUUACCCCCCUCAUUCGAGGACAAAUAUGCGACGUGCUCCUACAUGCUUAGCGUCGUAGUUUCAAGACCUCGACGAUUCUUAUCUUCUUUCCGUUCUAGUGACUCCCUUGUGGUACCCAUAUGCUAUCAUCCACGUUCUCGCCCACACACGCCCAUGCUUUCGAGGGACGUGCCGUUCAUGACCACGGUGAAGAGUUCCCCCGAAGAAUGGCAUCAAGUACUCUCCACCAUGAAUGCAACAAAGAAUUCCAAGCUCACGCCGGUACAAUGUCUUCUCUUUAUACCUUCAGCACAGGUUUAUCCGUUAUCUGAGACCAUACCGUUCCACCUCCAAUUGCGUGCCCCAUCGAGUUCAUUAGCCCCAUUCAUUGAAAAAUCUGCACCUGAUCACAGCCUUCCUGUGUCCUCCUCAGGGGAAGUCACCAUCCGUGUGUACUUACUUCGACAAGUGAUUGUCAAAGUAUUUGAAGAACAAAAAUUGUCCAAUCGAAUAAUAGGAGAAGGCAAAUUGACGUACUCUGCCCCUCUACCUGACAACCAUCACUCAUAUCGCAACGCCCCGCUUGAGGAGGGCAUUGACUGUUUGGACUGGGAUGGCGAACUGCGAUGUACUGAAGAUGUCACAGUCGGAAGCUUCGCAACAAACCCGCUCUCGGUUAGAGAUUUUAUUGUGCUUUCCCUCGAGCCUCUGCGACCAGUAAAGUGUCCGCUUCUUGCGGUAAAACACUUUCAUCCGGUUCGUCUGGUGACAGACCCAUGGUCGGAUCACGGAGUGACUUGGUAGCAUUUUUUGGGCCAGUUAUUUAAGUGUCAAACUCUUUCGCAUACUCUACUAUAUCCCGGAUCUAGAGCUUUUAUACAUACGAUGUCGUGUCUAACUUCCUAGCCCAUUUACUAAUCAUGGUGAUUGGUUCCCAUAGGAUUGGGAACCACUUCGGGACCGUCUUACUACCAUGGCGCGUCAUUUGUCACCUAUCAAAAUAGCAUGAGACUACUCUCUUAUACCAUGCGGAAUAUUGUACCCUACGUACCUCGGGCUUCGGCCAAUACUUCCAAAAAUAGAAUUUUAUUACGUACUGCUAUGCCGUCCG